CAUUGCUGGGUGCCACCUCUCCCUCUGGCAAUCUUUGUUUGGAGCUCUGUGCUUCAAUCCUGCCGUGGUGCUGAGCAACAAGAAAGGCCAUGCUUGUUCCUGGUUCCUUGGCCUGGAGGUGCCUGGACCUGCUUUCCCUCCGUGGCUGUCUCUCUGCGAGGACCAAUGCCAGGAGAAGGAGGGUGACUCCCGCAGCCUUCUGCUUCUGGGUGGGACUGCUCCUGAUCAGCACUGCCACAGAAGUGACUUCCAAUUCCACAUUGGUCUCGUCAAUCCCUCCUCCUUCGACGUCCGCUACAGAGCCCUCUUCCCGCUCAAGGGUGACAGUGCCUUACAGUGGGAGCCCAACCACAAGCCAGGAGGCCUCACUUCCGGCAACUUCCAGCACCCCCAGGCCUUCCCCGCAAGAGAGUCCCAAGACCCCCACGCUUCCCAUCACUUCCUUGGUCACCACCGGCCCUCAGGUGCUCUCCUCCGGCACCACGGAGUCACCCACUACGUCUUCUCCAACUGCAGAACAGCCAAACACAACGCGGGCCUCUUCCCCUCGCCUUUCGGCCACAGGGACCACCCACCAGGAAAGGACGUUGGAAUCCACGAGUCGGAGCACGAGCGAAGAGACAGAAAGCAGUACGCCCACGGUGGGAAGAAGCGUGCCCAGCACCACGGUGUCGACCGGAAGCACUCGCGAGGUCAGCUUGCCCUCCAGCUUGCCCUCCAGCUUCUCCCCUUUCCCAGGACAGGAGUCCACUCACACCACAGCCGUGCCCACCUCUCCUUGGAGCACAGCAGAAGUGACUUCCACUCCCCCACCGGUCUCGUCAACCUCUCCUCCUUUGACGUCUGCCACAGAGCCAUCUUCCCGCUCAAGGGUGACGGUGUCUUCCAGGGGGAGCCCAAACACAAGCCAGGAGUACUCACUUCCGGUACCUUCCAGCACCUCCAGGCCUUCCCCGCAAGGGAGUCCCGAGACCCCCACGCUUCCCAUCACUUCCUCGGUCACCACUGGCCCCCAGGUGCUCUCCUCCGGCACCACGGAGUCACCGGCUCUGUCUUCCCCCACUGCGGAGCAGGCAAGCACAAGGCGGGCCUCUUCCCCUCGCCUUUCGUCCACAGGGACCACCCACCAGAAAAGGACCUUGGAAUCCACGAGUGAGAGCACGAGCAAAGAGCGGGGAAGCAGCACGCCCACAGUGAGAAGCAACGUGUCCAGCACCACAGUGUCGACCAGAAGCACUCGCGAGGCCAGCUUGACCUCCAGCUUCUCCCCCUCCACAGCGCAUGAGUCCACUCGCACCACUGGCGUGGCCACCUCUUCUCGGAGAAAAGCAAAAGUGACUUGCACUCCCCCACCGGUCUCGUCAACCUCUGCUCCUUCGAUGUAUGCCACAGAGCCGUCUUCCCACUCGAGGGUGACGGUGCCUUCCAGUGGGAGCCCAACCACAAGCCAGGAGUACUCACUUCCGGUAACUUUCAGUACCUCCAGGCCUUCUCGGCAAGAGAAUCCUGAGAUCCCGACGCUUCCCAUCACUUCCUCGGUCACCGCUGGCCCUCAGGUGGUCUCCAGCACCACGGAGUCACCAGCUCCGUCUUCCCUGACUGCGGAACAGCGGAGCACAACCCUGGCCUCUUCCCCUUGCCUGUAUUCCACAAGAGCCACCCACCAGGAAAGGACCUUGAAAUCCACGAGUCGGAGCAUGAGCGAAGAGACAGAAAGUAGCAUGCCCAUGGUGGGAAACAGCGUUCCCAGCACCACGGUGUUGACCAGAAGGACUCGCAAGGCCAGCUUGCCCUCCAGCUUGCCCUCCAGCUUCUCCCCCUCCACAGCCCAUGAGUCCAGGCAAACCACUGGCGUGCCCAGCUCUCCUCGGAGCACAGCAGAAGUGACUUCAACUCCCCCACCGGUCUCAUCAACCCCUCCUCAUUCGAUAUCCGCCACAGAGCCCUCUUCCCGCUCGAGGGUGCCUUCCAGUGGGAGCCCAACCACAAGUGAGAAGUACUCCUUUCCAGUAACUUCCAGCACCCUCAGGCCUUCCCCGCAAGAGAGUCCCGACACCCCCAUGUUUUCCAUCACUUCCUCGGUCACCGCAGGCCCGCAGCUGGUCUCGUCUGGCACCACGGAGUCACCCACUAUGUAUUCUCCGACUGCGGAGCAGCCAAGCACAAUGUCGGCCUCUUCCCCUCGCCUUUCGUCCACAGGGACCACCAACCGGGAAAGGACCUUGGAAUCCACGAGUCGGAGCACGAGCGAAGAGACAGAAAGUAGUACCCCCACGGUGGGAAGCAGCGUGCCCAGCACCAUGGUGUCGAACAGAAGCACUCGCGAGGCCAGCUUGCCCUCCAGCUUGCCCUCCAGCUUCUCCCCCUCCACAGCCCAUGAGUCCAGUCAAACCACAGGUGUGCCCACCUCUCCUUGGAGCACAGCAGAAGUGACUUCAACUCCCCCACUGGUGUCGUCAACCCCUCCUCCUUGGACGUCUGCGACAGAGCCGUCUUCCCGCUCGAGGGUGACGGUGCCUUACAGUGGGAGCCCAACCACAAGCCAGGAGGCCUCACUUCCGGCAACUUCCAGCACCCCCGGGCCUUCCCCGCAAGUGAGUCCCGAAACCCCCACGCUCCCCACCCCUUCCUCGGUCACCGCCGGCCCACAGCUGGUCUCCUCUGGCACCACGGAGUCACUGACUCCCACUUCCCCCACCGUGGAGCAGCCAAGCACAACGCGGGCCUCUUCCCCUCACCUUU
Python bivittatus (Burmese python) is the source of this 2742-nucleotide messenger RNA. NCBI's taxonomy places the organism in Eukaryota, Metazoa, Chordata, Lepidosauria, Squamata, Pythonidae. The record is from RefSeq and is a predicted model, not a curated record.